UUACUCAGGCAGAUGUUUGGGCAGCUACUGAAACAAACAUGGCCGCCGCCGGAGGGAAAUCGGUUUUGUUCGUGUGUCUGGGGAACAUCUGUAGGUCUCCGAUCGCAGAGGCCGUCUUUAGGAAGAUGGCCACAGACAGUGGAGCGGUGGACAAGUGGAGGAUAGACAGUGCGGCCACCUCCACCUAUGAGAUCGGGAACCCUCCUGACUAUCGAGGUGCAGCCUGUAUGAAGAAGCACGGCGUGCCCAUGCGCCACGUGGCGCGUCAGGUGACGAAGGAGGAUUUCGCGACGUUCGAGUACAUUCUCUGCAUGGACGAGAGCAACUUGAGAGAUCUGAAAAAGAAAGCGAACGGCGUAAACAACUGCAAAGCCAGAAUCGAGCUGCUCGGCUCAUACGAUCCUGAAAAACAACUGCAUAUUCAAGACCCCUACUAUGGGAACGAGCAGGACUUUGAGAAGGUGUACGAGCAGUGUGUGCGGUGCUGUAAAGUCUUCCUGGAGAGAAACUCCUAACACACACACACACACACACACACACACACACACGCAGGAACCCAAGUAGCCAUUUUAUCCUGUCACAUGUGUUAUGAGUAUUAUAGUAUGAAUAACAGAUUGCACUAAUGGAUUUCGCCCACACACACACACACACACAUAUUUGCUGUGUGAUGUCUUAAUUGGAAGAUGAAGAAUUAUUGUAAGAAUCUGCUUUCGACACACUGACCUCUUCAUCCGAAGGGGAAAAAAAACACAAUAAACCAGCUAAAAGACCGUAAAUAAA
This is a messenger RNA of Ictalurus furcatus (blue catfish), 780 nucleotides long. It is a transcript of the gene acp1, whose product is annotated as acid phosphatase 1. Gene Ontology annotation, molecular function: acid phosphatase activity; non-membrane spanning protein tyrosine phosphatase activity. The transcript is spliced from 6 exons. Gene Ontology annotation, biological process: protein dephosphorylation. Lineage: Eukaryota; Metazoa; Chordata; Actinopteri; Siluriformes; Ictaluridae. Gene Ontology annotation, cellular component: cytoplasm. The record is from RefSeq and is a predicted model, not a curated record. The coding region runs from base 39 to 515 and encodes 158 amino acids.